Molecule: messenger RNA, 664 nt
Organism: Daphnia carinata
Lineage: Eukaryota; Metazoa; Arthropoda; Branchiopoda; Diplostraca; Daphniidae
Exons: 3
Coding region: 52-534 (160 amino acids)
Biological process (GO): cell adhesion; extracellular matrix organization
Cellular component (GO): extracellular matrix
Molecular function (GO): cell adhesion molecule binding
Source: RefSeq, a predicted model, not a curated record
GUCAAUUCACUUAUUUUCUUAUUCAAUCACCGUUGCAGACUAGACCGAAAGAUGAAGUUGUCUCUUCUUUUCUUAGGUCUCUUUUUGGUAGCUACUUCUUCGAGCGGCCCUGCCCCCGAGAGUAUUAUGGAAUUGUUGCUAAAGGCCCGUCAGGACCGCAUUUCUACUCUCGUGCAAGCCAUUCAAGCUGCCGGUUUAGCUGAAACACUACAAAAAGAGGGCCCUUUCACGCUUUUUGCUCCUACAAACGACGCAUUCAAGAAACUACCAGAAGAUAGUGUUGCAAAGUUAACUGCUAACCCGACAGAACUUAAAAAGUUUCUUCUGCAUCACGUUGUUAAAGGCAACAUUCCUGUAACCGAGCUCAAAUCUGGCGAUCUGAUUGCCAUGGACGGAGGAAUUUCUAGGAUCACAGUGUCUGCACCAGAUAACAUAACUGUGGACAAAGCCAAAAUCUAUACUGCAAUGAAUUUGACGGCAACUACGGCGGUUAACGGCGUGAUUCACUUUAUCGAUCAAGUCUUACUUCCUUGAGCCCCAAGAAAAAAAACUGCUUACGUAUUUGCUAUUCUCAUGACAAGACCAAAACACUGUCAAAAUUACCUUCCGUGUAGCUCUGGGUUGUAUUCAGCAAACAAUCAAAAUAUACUUUAGUUAUUGCAAA